AUGAAUGAAGGUGAUGAUGAUAUUAGUGUUGAUAAAAACGAAGACUCUGCUGCAUUACCAUCACCUGAAGCAUUAGAAACUUCAUCCUUCUUAGAUAAACCAAGUAAAAAGAAGUUAAAGAAAGGUGUUUUUAAUAAAGCAUGGUUGAAUUUGGUCGAAUAUAAAUCGUUUUUAAACGAAUAUAAACCUGAUUCGUCUCAAGCAACAUGUAUCAUUUGUAAUCAACAAUUUUCGGUGCAUUAUCGUGGUAAAGCUCUGAUAUUGGCAAUCAUACUAAGACCAACAAUCACCAACAUCAUAUGA
Molecule: messenger RNA, 303 nt
Organism: Rotaria sp. Silwood2
Lineage: Eukaryota; Metazoa; Rotifera; Eurotatoria; Philodinida; Philodinidae
Source: the annotation of a GenBank genome assembly